This is a messenger RNA of Manihot esculenta (cassava), 2106 nucleotides long. Its product is annotated as ETHYLENE INSENSITIVE 3-like 3 protein. The record is from RefSeq and is a predicted model, not a curated record. The coding region runs from base 282 to 2015 and encodes 577 amino acids. Gene Ontology annotation, cellular component: nucleus. Gene Ontology annotation, molecular function: DNA binding; DNA-binding transcription factor activity. The transcript has 2 exons. NCBI's taxonomy places the organism in Eukaryota, Viridiplantae, Streptophyta, Magnoliopsida, Malpighiales, Euphorbiaceae.
GCCGGCCCAUCAUCCACCACCACCCCCCUUGCUCUGCACUCUGAUUAAAAUUUUUGUACAUUGAAAAUGGCAAAAACUCGUGUUUUUUCCCAGGCACAAAAUUUAUCUUUUGUCCAAUUGACCUUUCUGGGUUCUCUUAUCUCCAUUUGAGGAGUAUCGAUACGAGUUGUCGUCUUCUAGUAUAACGAAGCUAAUUCCUCCCCAAGUUGUAGGGUUUCAUAUAUAUAUAUAUAUAUAUAUAUAUAUUUUCUUCUUCAGUUUCCAUUUUCGGGUAGAGUUUAAUGGGUGAAUUGGUAGAGAUUGGAGCUGAUAUCAGUUCGGAUAUUGAAGUUGACGAUAUUGCGGAGAAAGAGGUUAGUGAUGAAGAAAUUGAAGCAGAAGAGUUGGAGAGGCGAAUGUGGAAGGAUCGGAUCAAGCUCAAAAGGAUUAAGGAAAGGCAGAAGUUUGAAGUCCAACAAGCUGCUGAUAAGCAGAAAUUGAAGCAGACUUCUGAUCAGGCACGAAGGAAGAAAAUGUCAAGAGCCCAAGAUGGAAUUCUCAAGUAUAUGUUGAAACUGAUGGAAGUGUGCAAAGCACGUGGAUUUGUGUAUGGGAUCAUUCCUGAAAAGGGUAAACCUGUAAGUGGUUCAUCUGAUAAUAUAAGAGCUUGGUGGAAGGAAAAGGUAAAGUUCGAUAAGAAUGGGCCUGCAGCCAUAGCAAAGUAUGAAGCUGAGUGUUUGGCCAUGGGUGAGGCAAAUAAAAGUCGAAAAGGAAAUGCUCAAAGCGUUCUUCAAGACCUGCAAGAUGCAACUUUGGGAUCUCUCUUGUCUUCUUUAAUGCAGCACUGUGAUCCCCCUCAAAGAAAGUAUCCUUUGGAGAAAGGAGUGUCGCCACCUUGGUGGCCAACAGGAAAUGAAGAGUGGUGGGUAAAGUUAGGGCUUCCUGAAGGUCAGAGUCCUUAUAAAAAACCGCAUGAUUUAAAGAAGAUGUGGAAAGUCGGGGUACUAAUGGCUGUAAUAAAACACAUGUCACCUGAUAUUGCAAAAAUCCGGAGGCAUGUCCGCCAGUCAAAAUGCUUACAGGAUAAGAUGACUGCAAAGGAGAGUGCAAUUUGGUUGAGUGUCUUGAGUCGAGAGGAAUCCCUCAUUCAACAGCUUAGCAGUGAUAAUGGCACUUCUGGCAUAACUGAAAUGCCUCAAGGUGGGCAUGGUGAAAGGAAGCGAGAGCGACCUGCCGUUAGUAGUGACAGUGAUUACGAUGUUGAUGCUGCUGAUGACAGUGUUGCCUCUGUUUCAUCGAAAGAUAACAGGAGAAAUACAGCAACGGAAGUGGAGCCAUCGAGCAUUGUUCGAACUGACAAUCCUCAUGCAGUUGGAGAUAAAGAGCAAGGGGAAGAGCAACGAAGAAAAAAGCCUCGUCAAAAAUCUAGCCAAGCUGGUCAACAGUCUGAACCACCUCGUAAUAAGCAUUCAUUUAUUGAGGAGCCUGUGCCUGAUAUAAAUACGGCUGAUUUAUCUGUAGGGGAAUAUCAAACAAAUGGCACUGAACAGGAAAAUGAUACGACUGCUGGUCUGAGACCUUUGCAGAAAGGUCUUGAAAGUGGACCCAAUCUACACCAAUCUGAAUUUAACUACUUCCCGGCUAUCCCGUCUGCCAACGUUGAUUCUAUGAGGGGCACGCAUGCGCAUAGAAGCUCCAUGUUUUUAUGCGUCUCCCCAAAUUCAGAGUUGCAUAACAGAGUAGCUUAUGAUAUCUAUAAUCCACCGGUUGACUAUGGACCUGCGCAUGAUGCACAGCAGUCUCAGAUGACAUUGGAUCAUGCGCCUGAGAUCAGACCACUGUAUGAUGGAGGCCACAUACCAGCACUACAAGGGGAUGGUAAUGAGAUAAUUGGAGGAGAGUUGCAUAGACCUUUUGGGUCUCCACCUCUACUGCAUAACUUGUCAUUAGAAUAUGGAGGAAUUCCCAGUCCAUAUCAUUUUGAAAUUGAUGAAUUCUUACUGGAUGAUGAGUUGAUCCAAUGCUUUGGUGCAUAGUUUUCAUAAUUGACACUUCAGAUUAUAUAUUGUAAGUGAUAUUUCCAUCACAUUUGUAUUUAUAGAAUGUGGGUUACAAAUCUCAUUUCUU